GGGAGCAGCGUGCUCUCGGAAUGGCUCGGACCUUCAUCUUCAUCCUGCUCCUCUUCGUUGGCCUCCGGGGUGACUCGGGGGAAGAGGCCCGAGGCCGCAGCAAGAGGGACAUCAGCAAUGACCAACCUCGCAUGAUCUCAGACGGUGGCCACCUGAUCUUCUCCACCGGAGACCACAAGGACAUCCGCUUCCUGACUACAGGGUCCGGCACAGUCAGGGUGGGCAGUGAGAACUUGACGCAGCUCAUCGGCCAGAUUAAGACCAACAAAGAUGACAUUGCCAACCUGAAAGCCAGUGGAGGGGUGGUGCCCCCUGAAGUGACCAGCCAGCUCAACCAGCUGAGCAGUAGGGUGACAACCAUUGAAUCAAAUGUCCAGACCAUAGAACAGACGAUCCAGAUGAAGACAUGUAACAGCAAUCCUUGUCAGAAUGGGGGCACUUGUCUGAACCUGCUGGACAGCUUCCACUGCAUCUGUCCACACAACUGGCAGGGCCCCACCUGCACUGCGGACGUCAACGAGUGCCAGCUCUACGUGGGAACGACGCAGGGCUGCCAGAAUGGAGCCACAUGCGUCAACACCGCUGGAUCCUUCACGUGCACCUGCUCACCGGAGUGGUACGGAACACACUGCACAUCUCGCUAUGAUGACUGUGCACUCGGCAGCCAGAAUCUGUGCUCCCACGGCCUCUGCAUUGACUCGGACAGGGUGACGCCCAACCAGCCCAACUACAAGUGUAUCUGUGACUCCGGCUGGAUGCCACCCUCGGGGAGCCCGGCCUGCACAGCGGACAUUGACGAGUGCAGCCUUCCCAACAAGCCCUGUUCCACCAACCCUCCCGUGUCCUGCUUCAACACCCUGGGGUCCUUCUACUGCGGGGCGUGUCCUGCAGGUUGGCAGGGUAAUGGCUACAGCUGCCUGGAUGUGGACGAAUGUGCUACCAAUAACGGCGGCUGCUCCACCUCCCCGAUGGUGCAGUGCCUCAACACGAUGGGCUCCUUCCACUGUGGGACCUGUCCGCCAGGUUACGAAGGAGAUGGGAGGACAUGUACUCAACUCAACCUGUGUGCCACCAACAACGGCGGGUGUCAUCCCCUGGCGACCUGCUCUGCGCCUCCUGGAAGCACAAUCCCCAUCUGCACUUGCCCCCCGGGGUACACUGGCAAUGGCUAUGGCCCCACGGGCUGCACCCAGACCUCUGAUGUCUGCCAGACCAGCAAUCCCUGCGUCCAUGGCCAGUGUGUGAGCACCACCACUGGCUACAUCUGCAUGUGCGAAGCCGGCUGGUCGGGUACGAACUGCAACGAGAACGUGAACGAGUGUGCCAGCAAUCCCUGCCAGAACGGGGGCACCUGCGUGGAUGGGGUCAACGGAUACACCUGCACCUGUACGAGCCAAUGGACUGGGCCCAACUGCGAGACUGCCCAGCAAGCAUGUGGUGGAUACCUGACCGGCCCGGCCGGCACCUUCAGUUACCCCAACACCCCGGGGAGCGACCAAUACGACCACAUGGUCAGCUGUGCCUGGGUCAUCCGGGUCAAUGCAAACAAGAUUGUGCGCAUCACCUUCCCGCACUUUGACCUGGAACACAGUACGGGCUGCAGCUACGACUUCCUGCAGAUCCAUGAUGGCGAGAGCGCCGGCGCGCAUAUGUUGGGCCGCUACUGCGGCACGGCGGCCCCUGCCGAGCUCCUCAGCUCCCACAACACCAUGUACUUCUGGUUCCGCUCAGACCACUCCAUCAAUGCGGGGGGUUUCACCGUCGCCUGGCAGGAGCAGACACCAGAAUGCGGCGGAUCCCUUACCGAGGCAUAUGGCUCCAUCAACUCUCCUGGUUACCCCGGCAACUACCCUCCAAGCCGUGAUUGCUACUGGACCGUAAACGUGAAUCCAGGACUGAUCAUCACUUUUGCCUUUGGAACCCUGAGCCUGGAGCAUCACCCUGACUGUAACUAUGACUACCUGGAGUUCCGGGACGGCCUGCUCCCCGAGGACCCGGUCUUGGCAAAGUACUGCAGCACGUCCUCCCCUCCCCCGCUGUUGACCACCGGUCCAUCGGCUUGGAUCCACUUCCACUCAGACUUCAGCACCAGCGACCUUGGAUUCCACAUCACCUACACCACCUCGCCAUCUGACCCGGGCUGUGGGGGCACCUACACGGACAGCGAGGGCAUCAUCAUCUCACCCAACUGGCCCAACAACUAUGCCCACAACCGCCAGUGCAUCUAUGUCCUGCGUCAGCCGCCCAACGAUGCUGUUGCUCUUAAUUUCACCAACAUGGACCUGGAGGUCCACAGCGGUUGUGCGUUUGACUUUGUGGAGGUGCGAGAUGGCCUGACAGAGACAGCCCCACUGGUGGGGAAGUACUGCGGAUCCACUUUACCCGCCCCCAUCAUCUCCAGCUCCAACGGGCUCUGGGUCCGCUUCAAGUCUGACACUUCCAUCAGCAAGGCCGGAUUCCGGGCUGUCUACCAAGUUGCUUGCGGGGGGACCGUCUCAGGCUUGGGCCAGAUCCGUACCCCCUACCACCCAAACUCAUACCCACACGAGAAGACAUGUGAAUGGGUGAUCAACCAGCCACAAGGCUACGUGGUCACGCUUGCCUUCCUCACCUUUGACAUCGAGCAAAGCUCCACCUGCUUCUUUGACUACGUUGAGGUCAGGGAUGGAUCUACGGCGAGUUCUCCCCUGAUUGGACGAUACUGUGGCUCCCGAGUGCCACCGAUGCUCCAGUCUACGCAGCAAUCCAUGUACAUCCGGUUUGGGACUGACGCAUCUGUUAGCAACCAUGGUUUCACUGCGGAGUAUGCUUCUGCUAUUGAAGGCUGUGGAGCAACCUUGAAUGACCCCUCAGGCACAGUCACCAGCCCUGGGCAUCCCACCAAUUACCCACAUGGGGCUAACUGCACCUGGUUCAUCUCCGUUGCCCCCGGAAACAUCAUCCGGCUCACCUUCACCUCCUUCAACCUGGAGUACCACUUUAACUGUCUCUAUGACUAUGUGGAGGUGUAUGACAAUGGCACAGCAGAGACAGGAACCAAACUUGGCAGGUACUGUGGUCGAUCUGUGCCACCAUCACUGACCAGCACAGAUAACCUGAUGACCAUCCUCUUCGUCUCUGAUGUCAGCAUGGCUACUGAAGGCUUCUCUGCAAACUAUGUCUCCAUCAAUGCCACAACUGACUGCAGUGAGGUCUUCAGAUCCCCCACGGGGGUGCUCAGCUCUCCGAACUACCCCAACUACUACCCGAUAAGUCGUGAAUGCGUGUACCAGAUCAUCGUGGGAAACAACAUGCAGAUCAUGCUCAACUUCACUGACUUUGAGCUGGAGGGCCCAUACCCUGACUGCCGCUUUGACUAUGUGGAAAUCAGAGAUGGUGGCUUUGAAACCUCUCCUCUCAUCGGCAAGUUCUGCGAGUCUCAGAAACCACCCCUGCUGGUCUCCCACAGCAACAGGCUGUGGGUCAAGUUUCGCUCUGACUCCAUUGCCACCUUCAGGGGAUUUACGGCACACUGGGAUGGCACACUAACAGGCUGUGGAGGAACCCUGACCACCAGCACAGGCAGCUUCUCCUCACCCAACUACCCCCUGCCUUACCACUCCAACUCCGAGUGCUACUGGCACAUCAGAGCCACGGGCGGCAGCCGCAUCAUCCUGGAGUUUGGGGACUUUCACCUGGAGAGCAGCACCAACUGCAAUUAUGACUACCUGGCUGUGUAUGAUGGGAACAGCACUGCCGCCUCCCCACUGGCCCAUCUGUGCGGUUCCACCCUUCCUGCUCCCGUCAACUCCAGCAAGGAGGACCUGUUCAUCAAGUUGCGCACUGACAGCAACAUCAACGCAGGGGGCUUCCUGGCCUCAUACACACAGUAUUGCCAGGGAAUUUUCAUAGCUAAUCAGAGCCAAGGCGUUCUUGAGAGUCCUGAUUUCCCGAAUAGCUACCCCCACCUGGCCCAUUGUAGCUGGACGAUUCAGACUACCAUGGGCAACACCAUCAACUACACCUUUGCGGCCUUCGACCUGGAGAGCACGUCCAGCACAUGCAUCUUUGACUACAUCAAGCUCUACAAUGGACCUAAUGAGCAGGCACCUCUGAUUGGUACAUUCUGUGGGAACACGCCCCCUCCACCCGGGGCCACCACUGGCACUUCUCUGCACGUGGUCUUCCAGUCAGACUUCUCCAUCUCUCAUACGGGCUUCAGGAUGCUUUGGUACCAGAAUGGUUGCGGUGGGGACCUCUUUGGACCCAGCGGAUCCUUCAACAGCCCCGGCUACCCCAACAGGUACCCUGAGAAUCGUGAAUGCAUCUGGUACAUCCAGACGGCCCUCGGCAGCAGCAUCCAGAUCACCAUUCACGAGUUCGACGUGGAGUACCACCCGAACUGCAACUACGACCUGCUGGAGGUGUACGGCGGCCCCGACCUGUCCGCUCCACGACUGGCCCAGCUGUGCACCACGCGCCCACCCAACAACCCCUUGCAUGUGUCCAGCACGGGAAACCGGGUCACUCUCCGCUUCAAGUCCGAUGCCUACGUGAGCGGCCACGGGUUCAACGCCAGCUGGCAGGAGGUCCCCGGUGGCUGCGGCGGUGUCUUCACUGCCUCUAGUGGUGAGAUCCACUCGCCUAACUUCCCCAACAACUACCCCAACAGUGUGGACUGCUCCUGGGUGAUCAACGUGGACAAAGGCCACCGCGUACUCUUCAACUUCACCGUGCUUGAGGUGGAGUCCCAGCUGUCCUGCUCCUGGGACUACGUCGCUGUCCAUGAUGGGCCCAGCGAGUCAUCACCUCUCCUCGCACGUGUGUGUGGCAUGACCCCGCCCCCUCCCAUCACCUCCAGUCAGAAUAUCAUCUACGUGCGGUUCCGGUCCGACAACAGCAAUGCCCACCGUGGCUUCAGCGCACAGUUUUCCGAGGCAUGUGGGGCGACGAUCGAAAGUGACGAUGUGGGCGGAGCCAUUUCCUCACCCCGGUACCCAUUUAACUACCCAGCCAAUCAGAACUGCAGUUGGAUCAUCAAGGCCAAGGAGCCGUUCACUCACGUGACGCUGUCCUUCACCGACUUCAGCCUGGAGAACCACUAUGGCAACUGCUCCUCAGACUCCGUGGAGGUUCUCGAUGGAGAUAACUACUGGGCUCCGUCCGUCGGUCGGUACUGUGGGUCCCAGGUGCCACACCCUGUCACCUCCUUCAGCAAUGCGCUUGUUGUCAACUUUAUCUCCGACGGCUACUCGGCAGACAAGGGCUUCCGAGCCACCUAUGCUGCCUCCACAUCUGCUUGUGGUGGGAGCCUGCACAUGGAGUCUGGUGCCUUCAACAGCCCCAACUACCCUGAUGCAUAUCCACCAAACAUCGAGUGUGUAUGGACUAUCAUCAGCUCACCUGGCAACCGCCUGCAGCUGUCCUUCAUAAUGUUCCAACUUCAAGAGACGAACGGGUGCAACAGUGACUUCUUGGAGGUGCGAGAGGGCAACUCCACUGGCUUCCUGGUGGGCCGGUUCUGUGGCAGCUCCCUGCCAUCCAACUAUACUUCACUCAUCGGCCACGUGCUGUGGAUCAAGUUCGUCUCGGACUCCUCUGUGAGCGGAGCUGGUUUUAGGGCCACCUUCGCCCACUUGUAUGGCAAUGACAUCACAGGCACCAAAGGCCGCAUUGCAUCCCCACUUUGGCCCAGGUCGUACCCCCACAAUGCCGAUUACCGCUGGACUGUUACCGUGGCUGCGGGAUACUACAUCCAUGUCCGCUUCCUGGACAUGGACAUCGAGGACCUGUCCAACUGCUACUAUGACCAGCUCAAGUUAUUCGAUGGCCCCGAUGUGCACUCCUUCCCUCUGGGGGUGUUCUGCGGCCUGGCUCUACCCCAGCCGGUUAGGAGCUCGAGCAGCGCCCUGACUGUGGAGUUUCGCUCAGACAGCGUGGUGGAUGGCAGGGGCUUCCUGCUAGAAUGGACUGCGGUGGAGAGCUCUGGGCCACUGCCCACCAUCGCCCCAGGAGCCUGUGGGGGUGCCCUCAUGCCAGGGGACACGCCCAUGUUUCUCUUCUCGCCCGGCUGGCCCAACGACUACGCACCAAACCUGGACUGCACGUGGGUGAUCCGCUCCCCAGACUCCACGGUGGAGCUCAACCUGCUGUCCUUGGAUAUCGAGGACGAGGCAUCCUGCUCCUACGACAGCCUGGUCGUCAGGGACGGUGAGACCAACCUCUCCCCUCUGCUGGCCACUGUGUGCGGCCACCGACCCCAGGGACCCUUUCACACCACCCGAGAUGCCAUGUUCUUACGCUUCACCUCCGAUGGGACCAUCAGUGGGAAGGGAUUCAAUGCCUCCUAUGCCAAGGGCUGCGGGGGGCUCAUCCAUACCGACAGGGGAGUAAUCAGCUCCCCAAGAUACCCGGAGAGCUACAAACCGAACCUGGACUGCAGCUGGCACGUCAUGGUGACCCCUGGCUCACGGGUGUCUGUUACUUUCCAGAGUCCAUUCCAGGUGGAGGGCUAUGGCACCACAUGCAGUACCGGAGACCACCUGCAGCUGCGAAACGGGCCAGAUGCGUCAUCGCCCCCCCUGGGAGACCGUCUCUGCGGGUCCACCACCCCCAGCGUCAUGCAGACCACUGACAACCACCUCCAUGUGCAUUUCGUCUCGGACAGCAGCAAUGAGGGCCACGGCUUCAAGCUGACCUUCGAGGCCCACAGUCAAGCCUGCGGAGGAGCUGUUGAGCUAAGAGAUUCAGACCCUCCAGGAUUCAUCACGUCCCCGAACUACCCCGACAACUACCCCACAAACAUCGACUGCAUCUGGGUCAUCACCGUGCCUAACGGGGAGUCCAUCCAGAUCGACUUUAUGGAUGAAUUCUACAUCGAGGAAUCGACCAACUGCAUUUGGGACUACCUGGAGCUGCGCGACGGCGCUGCCUCCGAUGACCCCCAGAUUGCCCGGCUUUGCGGCCACCAGAAGCCCACCUCUCAGAGGUCCACUGGCACGGUCAUGCGCCUGCGCUUCCGCACAGACCACAGCAUCACGCACAAGGGCUUCAAGGUGCAGUACUCCAUCGCCACAUGCGGAGGAACCUACACAGGGCAGAGCGGUGUCCUCCACAGCCCUGGGUUCCCUGACUCCAACUACCCAGAUGGCUCCAGCUGUGAGUGGUACCUGGAGGGUCCAACAGGUCACUACCUGACCCUGACCUUCACUGCCCUCGAGCUGCAGCGCUCUGGGGGCUGUGGCGCCGACUAUGUGGAGCUCCGCGAAUACAACGCCUCUGGGCGACUACUGGGUAGACACUGUGGGAACAGCCUGCCGGCGCCAGUGGACACAGCGGACAGCUUUGCCUAUGUGAAGUUCAUCAGCGACGGGAGCAACAAUGCUCCAGGCUUCAGCCUGUCCUUCACUGCCAGCAUCGAGGAGUGUGGCGGGGAUCUGAACGCAGCUUCGGGCACCAUCUCCUCCCCCAACUAUCCCAACCUGUACCCUCACAACCGGGUUUGCCAGUGGAGGAUCACGGUGCCCCCUGGCCGCAGGGUCACCCUCACCAUCAAUGACCUGCGUUUGGAGAGCCAGGGCGGCUGCCCAUACGACUACGUGGCCGUGUACAACGGCCUGGUUCCCAACUCCCCGGUCCUUUACCGCUUCUGUGGCACAGUGAGCGCGGGCACCCAGGUGAAGUCAUCAGGAAACACCAUGGCUGUCGUCUUCAGCACCGAUUCAUCCGUGUCCAACGGAGGAUUUACUGCUGACUACACGUCCGACGAGGCGGCAGUUUGCGGUGGCAUCCUGGACAACCCGCUCGGUGGUAACUUCAGCUCCCCAGAGUACGGUGUCGCCAACUACAGCAGCAACCUCAACUGUGAAUGGUUCAUUCAGAACCCCCAUCACACCAACUCGUCCAUCGUCGUGGACCUGGUGGACCUGCACCUAGAGCAUCACCAGACCUGCGAGUGGGACUAUGUGGAGUUUCGCCUGGGAGACUCCAAUGGUGAACUUCUGGCUCGGUUCUGCGGACAGAGCACCCCGCAGGUCCCCAUAGUCGUGUCCACUUCAGAGCUCUGGGUCCACUUCCGCACUGACGUCACUGUCGGGGACCUGGGCUUCCUGGCCAAGUACAGCUUCUCAGAGUGUGGAGGACAGCUGACAGGUGAAGGGGGUACAAUCACAAGUCCCGGCUACCCAGACAACUACCCCAGCCCCAGUCGCUGUGCCUGGUUCUUGGAGGCCCCCGAGGGCCACACCAUCACACUCACCUUCAGCUUCUUCCACCUGGAGCCCCACUCGGAGUGCUCCUGGGACUCACUGAGCAUCCUGAAUGGCCUCUCACCUGGGGCGCCGCUCAUUGGCCAGUACUGUGGGGAUACGUCACCCGGGACCGUUCGGUCCGGCUCCCGCUGGCUGGUGCUCGUCUUCCUAGCGGAUCACAGCGUGUCGCAAGGGGGCUUCAGGGCCACCUGGACCACCGAUUCUUCAGGCUGCGGAGGGGUCAUCCAUGCUGACAGUGGGAUCAUCAAGUCCCCGAACUACCCAGACAACUUCCCAGCUAACAGCGAGUGCACCUGGAACAUUGUGGCCCACGAGGGCUACCACCUGGAAUUGAGUUUCAACAGUAACUUCGAGAUCCCUGGGCAAUGCCAGAACAGCUAUGUGAAGGUGUGGUCAGGACAAAGGCAACUAGAUGAAGCGCUGCUCACCACAGGCUGCGGCAGCACCCCCCCAGCACCUGUAGUUGCCCCUUACAAUGUCAUCACCUCACGGUUCCAGUCCACAGAGACACCUGGAAAAGGCUUUUCUGCCACCUUCCUGUCACGUUGUGGAGCCAACUUUUCAGCCCCUGUUGGUCGUGUGGUCUCACCCGACUACCCAGCGCACUACCCCGACCUGUCCAACUGUAACUAUCUCAUUGAUGCUGGAGAGCAAAAAGUGGUCGUCCUAGAGUUCCGCACCUUCCAGAUUGAAGAGCACUCAACCUGCCAGUAUGAUGGCCUGCGUAUCUACAAUGGACCUACCAUAUCUAGCCCCCUCCUGGCCCACCUCUGUGGUGACACCAUUCCAGGACCCUACUCCACCUUUGGACCUAUGCUCCUCAACUUCUACUCUGAUAUCACCAUCAAUGACAACGGUUUUCUAGCUGAAUACCGGAUGAUCCCCUGUGGCGGAGUGUUCAAUGGCAGUACUGGCUCCAUCAGCAGUCCGACACUCUCCAUCAGCAACUACCACCACAACAUGAACUGCACCUACCACAUCAUCGUGGGCAGCAACCGCAUCGUUGAGCUCAAGUUCAACAAGUUCCACCUGGAGGCAUCCUCCAACUGUCGCUAUGACUACGUGGCGGUGUACGAUGGGUCAGGCACCCUCGCCCCGCUUCUGGGCAUGUUCUGUGGCACUGAAAUCCCACCCACUCUCAAGUCCUCCACCAAUCAGCUCUUUAUUGUCUUCUGGACCGACUCUUCUGUUUCGGGCGAGGGAUGGAUGGCGACCUACUUCGAAACGUUAGGACCCCAGCAGGGCUGCGGCGGUUACCUGACCUCCCCCACGGGCACCUUCGGCUCCCCAGACAUCAAUCUGGAUGGGAAGUACGAGCCACAGCUACACUGUGUUUGGACCAUUGCUGCUCCGGCCAACAAGGUGGUCAACCUGACCUUCACCACCUUCCACCUGGAGGGGGGAUCCUGUAAAUAUGACUACGUGCAGGUGUUUGAUGGCGACAGCAUCAGCUUCCCUCUGGUGGGCACCUACUGCGGUAACACCAUACCAGCUCCCUUCCAGUCGACCGGAAACUUCCUAACCGUGCAGUUUAUCACCGAUAGUUCAGUGGCCUUUGCCGGCUUUAACGCCACCUACAGAACAGCUGACAUGCUCUGCGGAGGUAUCCUGAAUGCCACCAGCUCGGUCCAGACCAUCUCGUCACCCUCGUACCCCAACGCUUACCCCAACUUCAUCUCAUGUCGCUGGACCCUGGACGCCCCACCCCAGGAGAACAUCAAGGUGUCUGUGCAGUACUUCCACCUGCAGCCCUCGCAGAGCUGCUCACAAAACUACCUGGAGAUGAAGGACUGGCCAACGGGCGACUAUGGGCAGGUGCACCGGUUCUGUGGUACGGACACACACGUGCCAGACUUUUACACCUAUGGGCGUACCAUGCACCUCACCUUCAAGUCCGAAGCCUUUGUGGCUGAAAACGGCUUCAGCCUCACCUACCAGGUGGCAGGCUGCAGCCGAGUGUACGAGCAAUCCUACGGCUACUUGAAGAGCCCGGGUUGGCCAGAGGUCUACCCCCACGAUACAGACUGCGGCAUCGUCCUACGCGCCCCCCAGAACAGCUCCAUCUCCCUGUUCUUCAACAGCUUCGACUUGGAGACACACCCCAACUGCGCAUACGACUUCCUGGAGGUGCGGAAUGGCAGUGCGGCCGACUCUCCGCUGCUGGCCAAGUUCUGCGGGUCGACGCUGCCCAGCCCGGUGUUUCCGCGGGCGAACCAGGUCUUCCUGCGCUUUAAGUCGGACUUUUCCGACGCCCGCAACGGCUUUGAGAUCACGUGGACCUCCUCUCCUCAAGGCUGCGGUGGCGUCCUGUAUGGAGACCAUGGCUCCUUUGCCAGCCCUGACUUCCCUGCCACGUACCCUAAUGGCAGUCACUGCGAGUGGGGCAUCAGGGCGCCCGUGGGCCGCGUGGUCACCGUCACCUUUUCCCAGUUCAGCGUGGACGACCCCGGCGACUGCCUCAACAAUUACCUCAAGCUGUACGAUGGCCCCGAUGCGAGCGGGGCCCCUGUGGGUCCAUACUGUGGGCCGGAGACAAACAUUGCUCCCUUCACAGCCUCCUCAAACAGGGUCUACGUCCAGUUCCACGCCCAGUCCGCCACGCUACCGUCCGGCUUCAGGCUCACGUGGAGCAGCUGAGGACCCCUGGGCAAAUUCAGACAGACAGACUGACAUACACGCACAGACACACACACACA
Molecule: messenger RNA, 10945 nt
Organism: Scleropages formosus (Asian bonytongue)
Lineage: Eukaryota; Metazoa; Chordata; Actinopteri; Osteoglossiformes; Osteoglossidae
Gene: cubn
Product: cubilin (intrinsic factor-cobalamin receptor)
Exons: 67
Coding region: 21-10886 (3621 amino acids)
Molecular function (GO): calcium ion binding
Source: RefSeq, a predicted model, not a curated record